GUCAAAGAUCCUAGCAGGAACUAUGCCCGUGUUGAUCUUCGUCCAAGUCCAGCGAGCUCUUUGAACCCGGGUAGCGAACUGGCUCUUGUUGGCAGCUUCAUCUCGGGCUCACAUUCGUCGCAAUCGAGUGUAUCUCCGGCCUUUGGUUCCAUACACAGCACGGCCGUGUCCUCGAACCUCGGUCUCUCCAGUUUCCUUUUCUCAGGCCACCGCACUCACCCAUUCACUCAUUCCCAACACCAACCUCAGACACACCAUCUAACUUUGAAACAAACUAGACCUAACCACGACGAAUUGAGCAAUCCGCCCACACCUACACCUACUCCUACCACUACUACCAUCACCAAUAUUACCAUACCCAAUAUCAAUUCUACUAAGGCCUGCGAACCCAGCCCCUACGUCAACUCAUCGGUACUAAAUUUAGGCUUUUCCCGCCCUCUUUUGAAGACCUCAAUUCCUUCUUGCAUUAGAGUUAGUAAAUGUUCCACAGUAAGCUGUAGUGGCGGCACAUCAAAUGCUCGGAGGAGUUCACCACUUACCACUGCCAUUCAUAGCUCCGGCUGUGGUCCCUCCAAUCAUCCAGCCGGCUUCCUCGUACCUCAGACAAAUUUAUCAGGGUCUGAAGAGAUGGCCCAACCUCGUAACAGUCGUCGUCGGCACAGUCAUUCCAUUUCUUCUGCUACGCCUUCAGCUUACCAGCAUCAUCAACACCCACUACCCCCAUCAUUUCUUCCAGUCACUAAAGAAACAGGUCUAUCCGGGCGUUACAAUGACUCAACCAUUGUGCUUAACUAUGUGCCUGUGAUUGCAACUCCGGCUUCUGUACUUGGGCACUCCGGUCACAGUCUUGGCUCCAGUGCCGUCACUGAUCAGGAUGUUACUCGAGCACCCAGCGGCCGAGUCUGUACUGGAUCAUUUAUUGAUUCGCCUCUAGAAUGUUGUUUCAGGUCUCCUACAGCUAUAGAUCAGAUGUCGCAGUCGAUGACUGAAACGUACUCUGCUUCUUUAUCUAUCGCUUCCUGUGCUACUACUCAAGUCACCCCGGUCGGUGCGGAAAUUUUGGCAGCCUCCGGUAUUGAGGAGAAGCGAAGCAUUAGUACCUUGGUUGGGGGCAAUAGUCUGUCCAGUUUAUCAGCCGUGGCGGCAUCAAUCCCUGCCACGGGUCUUGUAUCUGAUGCUAUUUCUGUUUGUCCCCAAGUAGAAAAAUUGGUUCCUGUUAAUGUCAGCCAGCUUCAUAACAAUGGCGAUGGCCUUGUCAACUACACACAGGUUGACUUUGCUCGCACUCUGGCCUUGGGCGAAGUAAAUGGUGAUAUUUCAGGGACUGAGGUUGCAACUGGCCACGGUCAUUGUCAUGGAAACCAAGAGCAUUCACUCCACCGCGGCCGAGGUUCCACGGGGCCCGGCCACCAUCACUUACAACAGCAUCACCGUCAUCAGAACGCCGAGGGUCUAUCCGGAAUGGAGAUAUCCUUUUCGAAAACCGCUAAUUCACAUGCUAUUGCUAAUGCAGCUGCCAGUGCUUGUGCUGACUCUUCAAUUACUGAUGUUGAGUACUGCAGUCCUUUAUCUUCCUCUCCACAAGCCCUACGCCAUCAUCACCAGCAGAAUCAUUUUCAGCAACAGCAUCACCAGAUGGCUAUCGCUCUGGUAAAUGGGCUGGCAGGCAAGGUGAAUAGAUCCGCCUCGGUACGAAAGGCACUGAGUCGGAUGAUCGGACGUGGUGGACCAAACAGCCGAAAGAAAGCGGAACGUUCAUCCAUAGUGUCUACAGAUAGCGCCGGGAAUGGGUGA
Messenger RNA from Protopolystoma xenopodis, 1794 nucleotides. The record is from the annotation of a GenBank genome assembly. NCBI's taxonomy places the organism in Eukaryota, Metazoa, Platyhelminthes, Monogenea, Polystomatidea, Polystomatidae.